AUGUCGUGGCUCUCAUUCCUCAAGAAGCCCGCCUUUCUGCGAAGUUCGCAAGUAACACUCACUCACAACCUCAGACGAACAUUUGCAACUGUCAACAUGGCGACCCGAGAUCCCAGCACCCUUUCCAACUAUGGCGCUUGGCGGACGCGCCAUACCACGGCCAACUUCAAGAUUGACUUUGAGGAUAAGUGCCUCAAGGGAUCUGUCACUCUUCAGCUGGAAUCUCAAACCGACAAGGAGAGCAAGGAGAUUAUCCUCGACUCUAGGUUCGUUGAUAUCUCCACUGUUCGCAUCAACUCGGCCGAGUCCAAGUGGGAGUUGAAGGACUUCUCGGCGCCCCUCGGUGCCCCUCUUCACAUCUCAGUGCCUGAAGGUGCGGCCAAGGGCGAGGUCAUUGACCUUGCCAUUGACCUCCAGACGACUAGCAAGUGCACUGCUCUGCAGUGGCUCACUCCCGCUCAGACCUCGAACAAGAGGCACCCGUACAUGUUCUCCCAAUGCCAGGCUAUCAACGCUCGUUCCAUCUUCCCCUGCCAGGACACCCCUGAUGUCAAGUCUACCUUUACCUUCAAGCUCACCUCGUCCUUGCCGGUUGUUGCGAGCGGUGUCCCUGUUGGAGACCACGAGGCGACGCCUGGCAAGGAGAAGCUCUACGAGUUUGAGCAAAAGGUUCCCAUCCCCUCUUAUCUCUUUGCCGUAGCCUCUGGCGAUAUUGCAACUGCAUCCAUUGGCCCUCGCAGCGUGGUGGCUACGGGUCCCAAUGAGCUGGCGGAAUGCAAAUGGGAGCUUGAACGGGAUAUGGAGAAGUUCAUGGAGGUCGCAGAGAAGCUUGUUUUCCCCUACAAGUGGGGGGCUUAUAACGUCCUUGUCUUGCCCCCAAGCUUCCCCUACGGAGGCAUGGAGAACCCCAUCUACACCUUUGCCACCCCUACAAUUAUCAGCGGCGACCGCCAGAAUGUGGAUGUCAUUGCUCAUGAGCUGAGCCACAGCUGGAGUGGCAACCUGGUUUCCAACGCGAGCUGGGAACACUUCUGGUUGAACGAGGGAUGGACCAUGUAUCUCGAGCGUCGCAUUCAGGCUGCUAUCCAUGGUGAACCGGAGUUCCACUUCUCUGCCAUCAUCGGCUGGAAGGCCCUCGAGGAUGCCGUGGAGCUUUUCGGCAAGGAUCACGAAUACACCAAGCUCAUCAUCAAGCACGAGGGCCUUGACCCUGAGGACGUCUACAGCACCGUUGCGUACGAGAAGGGCUUCCACUUCGUCUACUACCUUGAGCGCCUGGUUGGUCGCGAGAACUUUGACAAGUUCAUCCCGCACUACUUUACCAAGUGGUCUGGAAAGUCUCUCGACUCUUUCGAGUUCAAGCAGACCUUCCUUGACUUCUUUAACGGUCUCGGCGAUGAGGAAAUUUCCAAGAAGAUCGCCGAGAUUGACUGGGAUGACAAGUUUUACACACCUGGACUUCCCCCGAAGCCUGAUUUCGACACCAGCCUAGCAAACAUGUGCUACGAAUUGGCAAACAAGUGGAAAGAUGCCGGUUUUGAGCCCAGCAUCAAGGAUGUGGCGGACUUCACUGCAAACCAGAAGCUCGUCUUCUUGGCCGAGGUGCAGCAGUUUGGCGCCCUCAGCCCAGAGCGGGCUCAGCUUAUGGGCAAGACCUAUGACUUCCUCUCUUCAAAGAACGUCGAGAUCUUGUCAGCUUACUAUCUGAUCGCUCUCAAGGCCCAAGACUCAGCCAUCUACCAAGACGCUGCCGAUCUGCUCGGGCGGGUCGGUCGCAUGAAGUUUGUGCGCCCUCUGUUCCGUGCGCUGAACAAGGUAGACCGACAGCUGGCAUUGGACACUUUUGAGAAGAACAAGGAAUUUUACCAUCCUAUUUGCAAGGGAAUGGUGGAGAAGGAUCUUGGCCUUUAG
Fusarium keratoplasticum is the source of this 1911-nucleotide messenger RNA. RefSeq names its product Leukotriene A(4) hydrolase. Lineage: Eukaryota; Fungi; Ascomycota; Sordariomycetes; Hypocreales; Nectriaceae. The record is from RefSeq and is a predicted model, not a curated record. Gene Ontology annotation, biological process: proteolysis. Gene Ontology annotation, molecular function: epoxide hydrolase activity; aminopeptidase activity; zinc ion binding. Bases 1 to 1911 code for a protein of 636 amino acids. Gene Ontology annotation, cellular component: cytosol. The transcript is spliced from 5 exons.